AGUCAAUGAUUUUUUAUUUUGUCCAUUUGAGACACGGAGUAACUUUUUGUUCUCUCAAGGACCUGCAGCUGCAGACUCGACUGACAGGAUGACAUGGCGUCCUCAGUACCGCAGCUCUAAAUUCCGCCACGUGUUUGGAAAGGCUGCCCCCAAGGAGAGCUGCUACGAUGGCGUGCCGAUCACACGCAGCGUGCAGGACAACAACUUCUGUGCCGUCAAUCCUCGGUUCCUCGCCAUCAUCACCGAGUGUGCCGGUGGAGGAGCCUUCCUGGUCCUGUCCGUUAACCAUACAGGUAAAGUGGACCCCCACCACCCCCGAGUGUCGGGCCACAGAGGACACGUGCUGGACGUCAAAUGGAAUCCUUUCAACGACUACUGCAUCGCCUCCUGCUCUGAGGACGCCACGGUGAAAGUGUGGGAGAUCCCUCCCCACGGAGUGCUGAAAAACCUGACUGUGCCGUGGAAGGAGCUGCAGGGUCACAGCCGCAGGGUUGGCCUGAUCGAGUGGCACCCCACAGCCAAUAACAUCCUCUUCAGCACGGCCUACGACUACCAGGUGAUGAUCUGGAACCUGGACUCUCCAGAGCCGGUGAUAAAGAACCCAGUCCAGACCAUCAAACACCACACAGAUGUGGUUCUGUCAAUGUCCUUCAACACGUACGGCAGCCUCCUCGCCACCACCUGCAGGGACAAGAAGGUUCGGCUGAUGGAGGCGCGCUCAGGGAACCUGCUGCAGGAAGGCAACUUCAAGGCCCACAAAGCCAGUAAGGUUCUGAUUCUAGGGAACAUGAAGCUGCUGCUCACAGCCGGCACGUCGCGUUACAACGACCGACAAAUCGCUCUGUGGGACCAGGACGACCUGUCGGAGCCUUUGUUGCAGGAGAACCUGGACGGUUCCUCGGGGGUUCUCUUUCCUUUCUACGACCCCGACACACACAUGCUCUACCUUGCUGGGAAGGGGGAUGGGAACAUCAGAUACUACGAGAUCAGCUCAGAAAAGCCCUUCAUCCACUUCUUAACAGAGUAUCGUUCACAUUCACCUCAGAAAGGAAUGGGUGUCAUGCCAAAAAGAGGCCUCGACGUGAGUUCCUGUGAAGUGUUCAGGUUUUACAAGCUGGUAACCACCAAGAGUCUCAUCGAGCCUCUGUCUAUGAUCGUACCCCGCAGGUCGGAGUCGUAUCAGGAAGACCUCUAUCCGAUGACGGCGAGCAACAGGCCCGCUCUGUCUGCAGAGGAGUGGCUCAGCGGCGUCAGCAAAGGCCCCCUGCUCAUGUCUCUGAGGCCCGGGAGCGAGGCGACGGAGCCUCCGGCAGACACGAAGGGACGGAGUAACUCACUGGGCACGUGCAGGCCUCAGAGCAGACCAGACACGCUGCAGCCCGCCUACAUCCAGGACCAGCUGGAGGCCAAAGACUCGAAAGGAAAGGACGGGCGUCCAGAGGACGACACGAGGUGGACCGCCGUGAGCAACGGGGAGGACGUUGCUCUCUGCUCGAUUCCCAGGACGGAGAACGAGCUCCGCCUGAAGUUCCUGAAGCAGCAGGAGGAGAUCCGGCGGCUGAGGGAGCUCCUCAAUCAGAGGGACGUUCGUGUCAAACAGCUGGAGCUGGAGAUCAAGAACAUCAAGAACUCUCAGAGUCAGAACUCCUUAUGAGACCCCCAC
Molecule: messenger RNA, 1663 nt
Organism: Nematolebias whitei (Rio pearlfish)
Lineage: Eukaryota; Metazoa; Chordata; Actinopteri; Cyprinodontiformes; Rivulidae
Gene: coro2aa
Product: coronin 2Aa
Exons: 12
Coding region: 89-1654 (521 amino acids)
Biological process (GO): actin filament organization
Molecular function (GO): actin filament binding
Source: RefSeq, a predicted model, not a curated record